AGUCCGGUUAUUUGGAGCCUAGUGGAACUUGCAGCGGGCCUUUGAGUCCAGAGGGGAUUGCGCUUCUCCGCACUAUUUAGGAUUUGUCGAUGUUCCAGGGGUUUGGUGGUGGCCGCCGUAGCUUGUGGCACUGCGCGGUGUUCAGGGGCGGAGGUAAAUUUCUCUGUAGGAGCUUUACGUCAGAGGAGAGAGAUUCACCAAUACGUGGCUUGGCACUGUCGGAGGUUGCAGAGUUUUGGUUCGUUGUAAGGUUCACAGUGGUUGCUGCAUCAGGGUAUGCGUUAGGGUAUGUAUUAGGUUUCGAGGGGCUUGCAUAUUGCGUUGCGUGGCUUUCGGUGUUCCCACGCGUAUCAUGAUUGUUGAGAUACCUCACUUCUCCUUUCAGUCUUCAGUGUGGGAUAGCCUUAAACCAUUGAUUUUGUGCCCCUGUAACCUGUAUUAGUUUAUUCCCCCUGUGGGUGUCCUGUCGGGCUGUAGUGUCAAGCCCCCGUGGUUUGAGGAGCAUGAGCGUUGUGUGGAAGGUGAUUUCGUGUCUGCACGACUGAUCCGUUUCCUGUGCCGGAGAGGGUUCAGUCUGCCUUGAAUGGAAGUCGCGAAGUGCUUUUUGGUGAAGAGCACUUGAGGCGCUCGAGGUUUUGUUGUAUUUUUCAACGCCUGGUGCAUGUGUGUUUGAGAAGCGGCGCUGAGCGAGUGGUGGUGGAUCAUUUGCGGACAAUCUGAACGAUGAAAUGUGAUUUUCUUAAAACCUGAUUGAGAAACGGCAAUCUUACUUGUCAUCCUUGCCUUGGCGGCAGAUCGAUGAACUGCAAUUUAACAGCCUCUUUCGGUAUCGUCUAUGACCAAAGUUCUGGAGAGUGAGUUGUGUACUUUGUUGUGUUAUUGUUGUAUUCUUCAACGCCUGGUGCAUGUGUAUUUGAGAAGCGGCGGUGAGCGAGUGGUGGUGGAUCAUUUGCGGACAAUCUGAACGAUGAGAUGUGAUUUUCUUAGAACCUGAUUGAGAAACGGCAAUCUUGCUUGUCAUCCUUGCCUUGGCGACAGAUCGUUGAGCUGCAAUUUAACAGCCUCUUUCGGUAUCGUCUAUGACAAAAGUUCUCCAAAGUGACUUGUGUAUUUUGUUACGUAGAUAUUUUAAAUGUUUGAACUUUGCAUCUUGUUGAUAGAUUAUUGCAAUUGUGUGUAAAAGUUUCUAGGUAGACUUCUUUAAGGGGAACUAAUUUAAGGUCUUGAUUUUUGACUUAAGAUUAAUUAUUUUUACAUUAAAAUUGUAGGUUGAAAUGAGCUUACUAAAACAUGUACAUAAAUAAAAUGAUGGCUUAGUUUUAGAAGUAUAGAUUCAUUUUGUAGGAUGAAAAAUGAUAUGGUUCGUGGAACAAUUAAAAUAAAAGAGUUUGAUAAGAUUUUUUGAAAUUCUAAAUAAUUGUGAGAUAUAAUUUUUUAGUGAGAAGGUAAAAUUGAUUUUGUUAGGUUACUAAAUCAAGAUGGGAUAUGUUUUGGAAUUAUUCAAGAAAUGUAUAUAUAUGGUUUGGAGCUAUUUACAUGGUCUAUAUAUGUCAAGAUCUUCAAGCCCCAUGGAACAAUAUGAAGAAAAAUCAAACAUGCAAGGUAUUUGUGGAGAUACUUGGGAAGGUUCUAGAUUCUAUAUUAGAGCAUUCAAGAUUUUACUGAUGAAAAAAAAUAUGUUGAACAAAAACCAAUGUAUUAAUUUGUGCAAGAAAAUUGAGAAUGUUACAAAGGUUUUCGACCACCAUUUGAUUUGCACUAAUGAUAAAUUGGAGUUUGGACUUCUAUUAAGUGAGCUGUUUUUUACAUUGAAUAAAUCUUACUCUUUAAUGAAGAAGUGUGGAAAAUCAAAUUGGUGUGAAGAAGCUAUAUUCCAAUUGAAUAACAAAGAGACUUUUAGAGAACUAAUACUAGAUUUAAAAUGUUGUGAUAUUUUCAAGUGAUAUGCUUUUAAAGCAUUAUUCCUACAAAUUUGAAGACAUGAUAUUUGAUACUUUUGAUGUUGCAACAUGUCAAGAAAUAGAAGAUAUUAUAUUUUUAUAUGAGAGAUUGAUCCAUGCAUGUAAAGAAGAAGAUUUUGAAUAUCAUGCAUUAGCAAAGCAUCUAUUACAAAGGUUUGAAGACUUGUAUCACAUAGAGAUAGGAAAAUUAGAUUCUUUGAAUUUUACAACAGAUAUGAAAAGUCUUGAAAUCUUAUGAUGUGUGAAGGAAAAAUCUGGAUCUUUUGGAGAAGUUUAUAAAUCCAAGUGGUUGGGACUUUUGUGUGCAACUAAAAAAAUGGAUGUUGCAUUUGAUAAGUUGUUCAUCAAAGAAGUGAAUAUUCUAGCAAGUGUAAGCCAUCCAAAUUUGAUAACAUAUUAUUUUGCAAUGAAAGGUAGUGCUAAUGGAAGAGUUGAAUCUUUUGAAACAAAAGACAAAAAUGAAUAUUUAUAUAUUGGAAUGGAAUUGAUGCAUAACAAUUUGAGCAAUAUGUUGGAAGAAGAGAAAGAAGUAUCUUAUAUUUUUCUUAUUGACAUCAUGCAUCAAAUUGCAAAAGGAAUGUAUUACUUGCAUGACAUGCACAUUGCACAUCGUGGUCUAAAGCCUGAGAAUAUUUUGGUUAAUAUUGUGGAAUCAAUGAUUAAGAAUAAAAUUACUUGAUAUGCUAUUGUAAAAGUGAUUGACUUUGGAAUGUCCAAGAUUGAAGUUGGAAGAAAUUCAAAAGCCACAGAGAAUAAUUACAUUUAUGGUAGUCCUAAAUAUACAGCUCCAGAGGCACUAAAAAAUAGAUUUCAAACAAUGACAAUGUGUCCUUUUGAAGCUCAUGUUUACUCAUUUGCAAUGAUAUGUUCUAAGAUUCUUUCAAAGAAAGAUCCAUUUCAUGAUGUUUGUGACAUAAAAAGAAUAUUAGAAAGAAUUGAAAAAGAUGAAAGACCAAAGUUACCUUCAAAUUGUGAUGACUUGAUAAAGCUUAUCAAAGAAUGUUGGAGGUUGAAUCCUUUGCAUCGACCAAAGUUUGCAAGCAUUUGUGAAAGAUUGGACAUAUUAAAAUGCAAGUUUUUAGUUGGAAUGAAUGUGCCAAAUGCACCAUAUUUUGGAGUAUCAAAGAACAACUACUAUCAAAAUGAAGAAUUUCUACAAACACCUAAAAAAUUUCCAAUGGUUGAUUUAUGCAAUGAAGAAAUAUUUGGUAGAAUACAAUGUUUAUCUCAAAUAAAACAACAAUGUGCAAAUAAAGUGAAGGCAUUAUGUCUUGUUGGUAUGGGUGGAAUAGGGAAGACCACAAUAGCGAAGACUAUAUUGGCCGAUGUAAUAGACAUGUAUGAUGCAUCAUGCUUUGUUGAGUGCAUUGAAAAUGGAGUUGAUUGCUUCACAACUUCUUGCAAUAUUUUAGAACAAUUCAAAGUCAAAUUAAAACCAAAUGAUAUCAAAGAAGCUCAUAGAAUGUUGAAAUCAUUCUUGAUAGAAAACAAAACCAUCUUGGUCUUUGAGAAUGUGAAGAAUCAAAGCCAAAUUGGAGAUGUUGUGCUUAUGGAGGAUAUAUUUGCUAGCAAUGGUAGUACAUUGGUUGCAACCACUCGAGAUUCAAAAGUAAUAGAGCAUUGUGGUGAAGAAGUUUGUAUAAUAAAUAUUGAAGAACUUGAUGAAGAAACAAGUAUGAAGUUAUUUAUCACUCAUUUUUGUGGCCAAGAAAAUUUGCCAAAUGAACUAGUUGAAGUUGGUGAAAAGAUUGUAAGAGCUUGCAAUGGUCUACCAUUGAGUCUGAAAGUUAUGGGAGCAUUUUUGAGAGAGAAUAAGAGAUUGAGAUGUUGGAAGCGAGCUCUAUAAAAGUUGAAAAGGGGAAGAGAGUUGGAUGGAGAUGAGAACAAUAGUAACUACAAGAUUUGGAAGAUAUUAAGAGUAAGCUUUGACAAUUUGAAAGAUGAAGAGAAGAAAAUAUUUUUGGACAUAUGUUUUUUUAGUAGUGAUGUGUGUCCACAAGGCAUGUCGAAAGAAAGAGCAUUGCGAAUGUGGGCCAAUAGUCAAAAAAAUAUAUUUGAACAAGAUGUAGAAUUUAUGUUAGAUACAUUGACUUACCAAUCAUUAGUAAAUGUAGACAAAGAUGGAACUAUAAGAAUACAUGAUCAACUACAAGACAUGGGUAGAAACAUUGUUGAGAAAGAAAUGGAGUAUUAAUACACAGGAAUGUGGAAUUUGAAUGUAGAUCCAUUUCAUGGAUUAUCAAACAAGGUGGAGGGAUUGUUUUACAACAACAUAAACAACAAUAGUAUAAGUGAAAUAAGAAGUGAUUCUUUUUCAUCACUUCAAUUUUUAAGUUGUAAUAUUGGUGAUUUUACACCUAAUAAUGUUAUAAGGAUAUUAAGUA
Molecule: messenger RNA, 4345 nt
Organism: Physcomitrium patens
Lineage: Eukaryota; Viridiplantae; Streptophyta; Bryopsida; Funariales; Funariaceae
Product: TMV resistance protein N
Biological process (GO): protein phosphorylation; defense response
Molecular function (GO): protein kinase activity; ADP binding; ATP binding
Source: RefSeq, a predicted model, not a curated record